AUGGCACCGUCGGGGCAGCCAGUCCUCCACGCUCGUGGGCUUGGCAGCAAGGGAAGCAUGUCUUCCCUGAAAAGCAUGCGAACGUCCCACUUGCAAGCAGCGUCGCUGCGGUUCGGGACGACUCUGACACUUCAUCGGCCAGUGCCACGACCCAGCUCAGCGGCCGGGGUGGCGUGCAUCAUACGUCGUGGCACAAAGGCUGCCGAAGCAGAAGCAGUGUCCGACACACCAUCCGGACUCGCCGGAAUCGCGUCGGAGCCCCGCGCUGGAGCCAGGCGACCGCAGACUGCAGUUCCUACAAAGUCCUCUCGGCUUUCCUCGGAGGGCUUCGCUGCGGCUAUGUCUGCCCUGCGAACUGGAGCCGGCCCUGAGAUACGGGACUCGAGACAGAGCCCUGGCGGCCGAAGCAUAGGAAGCCUGGUUGGCCGCGGCCGCGGGGUUGCACACUGCGCGGCCGCUGCUCAAGCUCACAACGAGAGCAUGCCGAGAGGGACCCCCCUUCCGAGAUCAAGCUCUGCAGGUGCCCUUGGGCGGUGCGACAAAGUGCAGGCGGAUGCUGGCGGAGGAGCUGUUGCCUCCAGAGCGCCUGUCGCGGCAGGAGAGGCCGGCAUCUUCGAGGAAAUCAUUCGCACCGAUCAGUUUUUUGGCCCGAUCUUGCAAGAGAUCAAGGCCAGCUACAAGGCGAUCUUGCUCGACAAGAAACCGGCCUUGGAUGGCAAGGCCAGUGCCGCGGAGGUUGCCGUGGAUGCAGUGAGGAGGCCGUGGACGGGAGGGACGGAGAUUGGGGACGGAGGCGAAGAAACGGAACGAGCCGGAAGCCGCGAUGCCCUCAGCCGAGGUGGCCGCCAGCCAGCGGACAAGGUGCAACGCCUUGAAGAAGAAAAUGCAGCGCUUCGCGAGCUCGUUCGGCGCUUCCACAUCAAGCUAAAACAAGAUAACUCGACUAAGGUGCAGCCAGGUAGAGAUCCUUGCGCAGGGCGCUUGCACCAAAAGGCUGUUUCUUUGCCUUCCGUGUGGUCCUCGCCAGAGCCGCUCGCAGCCGCGAUGUUGCGGCCUCCGCGUCGGCGCCCGACUUUGGUCCCGGCUCUGAACCUGUCAGACAUAUGGGAUUCCUCAGAGUAUGAGGAGGAGGAAGAGGAGGAAGCGGAUGACAAUGACGAUUCCGAGGUCUUCGAUGGCCCUGAUGCAGCCAUGGCGGUCCUGGUGGCGUAA
Symbiodinium sp. CCMP2592 is the source of this 1212-nucleotide messenger RNA. NCBI's taxonomy places the organism in Eukaryota, Dinophyceae, Suessiales, Symbiodiniaceae. The record is from the annotation of a GenBank genome assembly.